This is a messenger RNA of Salvelinus fontinalis (brook trout), 6143 nucleotides long. RefSeq names its product netrin-G2-like. The record is from RefSeq and is a predicted model, not a curated record. NCBI's taxonomy places the organism in Eukaryota, Metazoa, Chordata, Actinopteri, Salmoniformes, Salmonidae. Bases 1255 to 2859 code for a protein of 534 amino acids. The transcript is spliced from 8 exons.
UGGCCGCUGACCAUCCGCUCAAGAGAGAACGUUACAAAAUUGAGGACGCCUGCACUGUUGAAAAUGCAUACGCUAUGCUUUUAAGAGCCAUAUAGGAACUUCAAGUUGUUUAACUGUUAAACAGUUUUGUGUUAGCCUAUUGCUUAGCGAAAACUAGAGCUCCUUAUGUCUGCCUUGAGUGAUUUUUGAGCUGCUCCUUUAAGCAGGACGGGUAGCCUGAUCGGCUCAUGGGGUGGUUAUAUUUCUGACCGGUAAAAGUUGCGUACCUGCUUCACACACACACACGUAGUUUGCAAAUCAGAUACUGAUAGCUAAAUAAGGAAACGAAAAGAGAGCUGGAGAACAAUGGCAGGAGGGAAUUUAUGAAAUAAGCGAGUUUGUUUAUGCAUAGGGGAAAGUGAGGUCGAGAGAGAGAGAGAGAGAGAGCGAGCUUUUUCCUUCUGCCCUUGAGCGCCUAGGACACAACCGAAAUCGCAAAAAGUAACGGAACAUUAAUUGAGGCAGUACCACUUCUGAAAAAGUAUUGAAAUAUAAUAUAUUUCGAACAAGAAGUCAACUAUUGUGCGUACGGGAUGUAUAGGAUACCAUCCUAACGCACUGCUUUCCUCAAAAGUAUAAAAACAGAAGGGAAACAAACAGAAGGGGAGAGCAUCUCAUCUAAUCCUCUUACAGAAGAGAAUACGGUAACGUUAAGCUUUAUUUCAACGACGAACCAAUGCUGAGGCUUUAGAAUGCUGAGAACACUUUUGCAAAGGAUCCACCCAUGACAGAAUGAUCAUAUUUUCCCGGACCAAUUUGCCAACGAUGGAGCAUGUAAAUACUUCCUUUGACUGACAUGAAAACACAACAAAUCUUAUCUAGCGAACUUCUGAGUGGACAGCGGGAAUAUUCUCAAUGGUCUACUCAUGGACAUAUCGACUGCUUUUAGCAUGGCUUGCCUGGAGUACCAAAGGGUGUCGAUCUGAGAAAGAUUAGCAUUGUAUACAUUUCUAAUACAACAAGUUAUUGUAACUAUAAUUUAAAGUAACACUUUAAUUUACUUGUUUUUAAAAUAAGAUAAAUACUUCAAAACAGAAGUACGUGUAACUUAUUUAGGCAGGUAUACAAAACCAGGAGAGUUGUAAGGCUGUAUCCUGCAAGCGGCAGGUGUCUCUCCCAACAUGAAAACCAACCGGAUUCCAAGCUGAUCCUCUCCCUGUGUGGACCGACGGUGGCACCACUUCCCUCUUCCCUCCGGACUCUCGGUCUUGGACCAUGGGUGUGGUCUCUACGAGUGCCAUGCUCUCACAGGUGCUUUUUCUUUUGCACUUUGUUACUCUGACACUUGGCCAGUAUGACAUAUGUAAGUCGCUGUUUAGUACGGACGAUGGACCAACAUGGGAGUUUUAUGCGUGCCAGCCAAAACCAAUGGCUAUGAAGGAGUUCAUGCAAAUUAGGGUGGAUCCUCCUGGCAUCACUUGCGGCAACCCCCCGGAAAGGUUCUGUACCCUGGAGAACCCCUACCUGUGUAGUGACGAGUGUGAUGCCUCCAACCCGGACCUGGCUCACCCUCCCCAGCUGAUGCAGGAUCGUGAGCGCAGCGGCCUCAUCACCUACUGGCAGACGGUGACAUGGAGCCGCUACCCGGAGCCCCUGCUGGCCAACAUCUCCCUGGCCUGGAACAAGAGCCUGGAGUUGACCGACGACAUUCAGGUCACCUUCGAGUAUGGCCGCCCCACCAUGAUGGUGCUGGACAAGUCCCUAGACAAAGGGCGCACCUGGCAGCCCUACCAGUUCUACGCCGACGACUGCAUGGAAGCCUUCGGCAUGCCCGCUAAGCGGGUGCAGGACCUGUCGGCCACCAAUGUGACGCGGGUCAUCUGCACAGAGCAGUACUCUCGCUGGGUGGGCUCCAAGAACGAGAAGGUGCUACGCUUCGAGGUGAUGGCACGCUUCACUAUCUUCACGGGGCCCAAGCUGCUCAACAUGGACAGUCUGUACACACGCAUGGAGAGUAUGAAGGGCCUGAGGGACUUCUUCACUUUCACCAACCUGAGACUGAGGCUGCUGAGGCCGGCCCUGGGGGGAACCUACGUCCAGAAAGACAACCUCCUCAAAUACUUCUAUGCCAUUUCCAACAUAGAGGUACCAGCCAGGUGUAAGUGUAACCUCCAUGCUAGCCAGUGCACCUUUCGGGAGGGCAGUCUGCAGUGUGACUGUGAACACAAUACGACGGGCCAAGACUGCACUCGCUGUGAGAGGGGCUUCAAAGCCAAGUCAUGGAAACCUGGAUCAUACCUACCUACCCCCAACGGAUCCCCCAAUACCUGUGAUGCUGCUGGGACUCUUGGCAACUGCGAGUGCUAUGGCCACUCGAACCGCUGCAGUUAUAUUGACUUUAUCAACAUCGUGACUUGUGUCAGCUGUAAACACAACACUAGGGGGCAGAACUGUCAGCACUGUCGACUGGGAUUCUUCCGGAAUGUCUCUGCCGAGCUGGACGAUGAGAACGUUUGUAUAGAGUGUAAUUGUAAUCAGCUGGGAUCCUUCCAUGCUCGAUGCAACGACACAGGGUUCUGCCAGUGUAGAGAUGGCUCCAUUGGGCCGAAGUGUGAGGACUGCCUGCCUGGAUACAGCUGGAGACAAGGUUGCUCCCCCAACGUCUGCGAUGAUGAGUUCCUUCUGUGCCAGAAUGGAGGCACCUGCUUCCAGAACCAGAAGUGUCUGUGUCUGCCAGAGUACAAGGGGGUGCUGUGUGAGCAGCUGCUCUGCGAGGGAGAGAGGGGCUGUAGCGGUGCCUCUGCCUCCUACGUCAGCCUGGCCGCCAUGCUGAGCUGCCUUCUAGCCAACGCCCUGCUUAGAAUAGUCACUGCUUGCUGAGCCACAACCAGGACAGCUGGAGCACACCUGGCUGUAGUAUUGGGACCCUCCACCCGCCGCGCUAACCUCAGUCUCACGGUGCUGUUGCAUUCUGAAACAUUGUUUGCGGGCGCCAAGCCUCUCGUCGCCUGGCCACGAGGAAACAAAGAGAGAGUUCCUCUCUGGCUCUCACUCUGAAAGCCAGUGCUGAAAGAACGUAUACCAAAAAAACAAAAUCACUAUCUAAGAAAAGUUUAAAGAGUGAAGGGUAUUCUUUAUGAAACAGUUUUUUUCUUCUUGUCGUACAUCUAAGUUUGUUCUCACUGAAAUACUGCACUUAGCCAACUUGUUUUCUGACCCGAGAUGGUUGUAAUCACUGCUGAGGCCUACUAAUGCCAAGUUUCUCUUACUCUCAAAUUCACGUUUCCUUACUUUGCUGCAUAGCCUAUUUGUUUCCUGGCAACCAUCAUUGAACUGAAAAGAGUGGGGAAAUAUGAGUAAAACAUGUUUUAAUCAGAGUUGAUGUUUCAGUGGCUUGUGUUGGAGAAUCAAUUGUUGCAUGGAAAUCAUGAAGCAAAGAGAGGGAAUAUGACCUAUCCAAAUUGAACAAAUCUAUGUAUAUUUCAAAGGAAAUAUAUGACUAUUGUAUAUUAACAUUGUUUGAAUAUUUUUGGUAGAAAUUGUUAUUUUUGUUCUAAGUAAACGUUAUCAUUCUAAAGAAAAUGACCCAUGAUGAGCUUUUUAUUACCGUAAACCUUUCUGAGAACGUGACUGUUAGAAGAUUAGGAUGAUGUUCCUGAUUCCAUUGGAUAAAGACAGUUGAAGGAAUAAAGUGUGAAGGUUUGAAAGUUCAAUAAUUUGACUCCAGGGUUUUAUCGCGACACACACUCUUGUUCUCUCUAACACGUGAAUAUAAUAUUUCCGGAAGAACACUAUUUUCACUAAUCCCUUAUCAAACGUCUAUAACAAAACAUGUACAGUGCAAAAGCUGCAUUGAUAUCUUAGUUGAUCGUUUUAGCUCACAUAACAUGAAACCGUGGCAUUGAUAGUACAUUCUUAUGAUUUUAUACGUAUCCUUAUACUGUGCAUCACAAGCCUGGUACGUAAGUGAAAUCAGAUCUGGAUAUUCGUCAUGAAAUUCUGUUUUUGAAACUACAUAUGGAAUGUGAAAGCCCAUAUCCAAAAUGAACAUCAUCCCAGCUCUGGAUUUUAGCAGCCAAUGAUAUUAGAGGACAGAGCUGUAGAGCACAAUAUAGGAUUGAUACACUACAAAUCAUCAACGGAAGAAGAGCCCCGCAGUUGGAAUUAUUUUGUGCUCGUGAUUUUCUAAAACCCCAUUUUGGUUCUAUAAAAUGUGUAUGAUAGAGAGGCUACUAAUUCAAAUGUAAAUGUUUGCUCAUUAACAGAAACAUGACACGUUAGGUCUCAGUUGUGUAAAGUACUUAAGUAAAAAUUCUUUAAACUGCUACUUAAAUAGUUUUUUGGGGGGAUAUAUGUAAUUUACUUUACUAUGACAACUUUUACUGUUACUUCACUACAUUCCUAAAGAAAAUAACGUACUUUUCCCUGACACACAAAGUACUCUUUACAUUUUGAAUGCUUAGCAGAAAAGGAAAAUGGCCCAAUUCACACACUUAUCAAGAUAACAUCCAUGGUCAUCCCUACUGCCUCUGAUCUGGCAAACUCCUUAAACACAAAUGCUUCAUUUGUAAAUUAUAUCUGAGUGUUGGAGUGUGCCCUUGGCUAUCCGUAUUUCUGUUUUAAUUGUGUCAUCUGUUAUGCUUAAUAUAAGGAAUUUGAAAUGAUUUAUACUUUUACUUUUGAUACUUAAGUAUAUUUAAAACCAAAUACUUUAAGACUUUUACUUAAUUAGUAUUUUACUGGGUGACUUUCACUUUUACUUGAGCCAUUUUCUAUUAAGGUAUCUUUACUUUUAUUCAUGACAAUCGGGUACUUUUUCCACCACUGUUAGGUCUUGCCGAUUAGCCAUCAGGACUCCAGCUACAUUAGUCCUGGGUAAGUGAACACACUGAUCUUGCACUUGAAGAAAUAGUGGUCUACUGAUACUGAAUUAUUAGUCUUGAGGGACAACGUUCAUUUUAAAUUGAAUUAAGGAUCUUUGUUUGGUCGACUUUUAGGUAUGGCUGUUAAUAUUCAGCAUGAAUAAAGAAGUUUGAAUUAGUAACACUAACUUCACUGUGUGGGUACGUGGCCAACUCUAAAACAGAGACUGCAUCCUCCGCAGGUACAAUACUACUCUCUCUUAUAGCCCAGCAGCAUCACUCAUCUGAAAUCUCUUCAACUACUACAGGGUAAGGGGGCACUCAUAGGGGACAUGCUAUUACACCUGAGUGUGGAGGUCCCUUCUCAACUUUCUCUUCCACUAAAUGAUAUGCUUAACAUUCAAGCACUAUGGCCGUCAUUGACAUUUUUCAGUCAGGGAUCAAUCGGUCAUUGGGCAAGGAAACAAAAUUGAUGUCCAAGAAACCUGGAGACAAAUACAAGUAGAGGUCACGUCUCCUGAUGGCUGAGUCAUUAGUGGACUCUUAUUUUCUGUAAUACAACACCUCAUGUCCAUUAUUGGAAUGAAAUCAACCAUUUUCUUUUUAGACAGGUCUCAACAAAGCCCACAAUGAUGAAUCAAAGGUAUUCCCUCUGUUUGCAAACAUAAAAUGAUGAAUUCCCUAGAAAAAGAAAAGCAAUAUGCUAAAUGUAAAAGAUAGUGUUUUCCAUAAUCAUGAAUCUCUGUAUCUGACUUCCUUAUACACUGCAGGAGAGCAGAUCCUCUGACAGUGAUGCUGGGGUUGGCACCUUCAAUCCAGACAUUAAUGACCACCCCUAAACCUCACUAUAGCGACUACGGUUUUCACUGUUGGAAAGUAAAGAGAUUGAUGAAUUCAAAAACAAAUUAUAAUACCUGCUUUUCGUAUUGAAACUUCACGUUUUGAACACCUCUGAUUGGCAGAUACAUUCGCUUCCUUGAUACAUUUUUUGGCAACAGCAGAGCAGAAGUAUUUGGUUGGGCUCAGAGUCCACUAUUAUAUCUUCACUGACCAACCCCAGGAGGUUCCACCCUUUGGAAGGUCCCUUGCCGUCGUCCUGGUACCCAGGUUUAAGUCUCUCUCUAGAGGAUGGAGAGUGUGCAAAGCUGUCAUCAAGGCAAUAGGUGGCUACUUUAAAGAAUCUAAAAUAUAUUUAUUUUGGUUACUACAUGAUUCCAUAUGUGUUUUUUCAUAGUUUUGAUGUCUUCACUAUUAUUCUACAAUGUAGAAAACAGUUAAAAUAAAGAAAAACCCUUGAAUGAG